CAGAUAUCCACCACUCUUGUAAAUACUGACACACACACACACCACGAAAACAAAACCCUGCCCCCCAAGCCAAAAUAAUCCCACCCUCUGGCUCCGCUGCAGCGCUCACGCAUACAUUUCCGGCCUUAAAAACAAAACACAUACGGUAGUUGCAGUAAAAAUGAGUGGCGGCGCCACCCGGUUUCUCACUCUUCUCAACACUACAAAUUCCUUUCCUCUACUCCUCCACCACCACCACCACCACCGCCUUCUCCUCCUCCGCCACCAACACAAACUCCUCUCUCACUUCCACUACCACCCACUCACCCUCUCUCCCUCUUCCCCAAUCAAACAACAACAACAACUCCACACCCGCUCCGCCGCCCUCAGAACCGAUCACUCUCCUCCUAACUCUCACCCUUGGCCCGAAUGGUCCACCCUUCUCCAUCAUCUCUCACUCUCUCACUCUACUGGAUAUGGGUUUUCCGCCGAAGAUGAAUUCGUGGCGCCCGGUGGUUUGCCCGAUGACUUUGUGCGCGCCGCCACUGCUUGCUUGGCUUUUGCUCGUCAAAAUCCAAACAUCUUGGGUUUGCUUUCCAGAAGAGAUAUUGCGGUGGUGGUUCAAAAUGGGUCGCCAUUUCUGUUCAAGAAUGGUGAGGAGUCAGUGAGGAGGAUGAGAUCGUUUUUGGGCAAUGUAUUGGAUACAGAUAUAGCGCAUACUGUUGAUUUGAUGAAAUUUAUAUUGAGUUAUGCCAGCAAUCCAUCUGUUACUUCCGAGAGAAACAAUUUUGACAAUGGUGAACUUGUUGAAUCGUCUGUCCGGACUCUAUUGAGUGAAUUCGCUAAGUUUAGCUAUAGCAAUUCAGAAUCAAACUCUUUUGCAUCCUUACAAAAUCAGUCUCCUGACAGAUUUGGACAAACAUCAAGGCCUGUAGGGCAAAAGAUUGAAAUGAAAAGAGGUGAUUGGAUUUGCCAGAGGUGUAGUUUCAUGAACUUCGCAAGAAACAUGAAAUGCCUUGAAUGUGAGGAGACACGACCAAAGAGAGAGUUGACUGGUGGAGAGUGGGAGUGUCCUCAAUGUGAUUUCUUUAAUUACGGGAGGAACAUGGUAUGCUUAAGGUGCGACUGUAAGCGGCCUGGAGAAGUCUCUCUUGGUAACACCAACACCACUUCAGGAGUAGGACUUAGAAAUGGGAAUAAGGUUGACAUUGAUAGCAGGUUGGCUGCUAAUGAAGAGAAGGCACAGCGGUGGUUCAGCAAGGUUUCCCAGCUGGAUAGUACUUCUGACAUGAGCAGUGCCAUAACAGAUGAAGAUUUUCCUGAAAUAAUGCCAUUGAGAAAAGGGGUUAACAGAUUUGUUGUGAGCACAAGGAAGACACCUUUGGAAAGGCGGCUGGCCAAUGCUCAGUACCGAAGAAACUUGGGUAAUGAUGGCACUCCUGAGGGUAAUGAUUCCCAAGGUGCAGGUGCGAACAUGACAAUCAAUCGCAGUUUAGAUGCAAUUCUUGGCCGUACAUCUGCUGUUUCUGAAUCUAAUAAUAAGAGUACACCUGCUGGAGAAUAUACUGGAUCAGAUAGUCCCCAGCCUAUCUCUGGUUCAGCUUCUAGACAGUAUGGACUCCCCAGGGGAAGCAAUUCCAAUUUUGUUCCAUUUGUACCAUUGCCUUCAGAUAUGUUUGCCAAGAAGCCUGAAAAUUCGAAAACAGAGGGGAUUGAUCAGGCAGCCAGAGACAAGCAGAAAUCUGUUGCUUCAAACGCUAUUGAGUGGACAGGCAAUGCUUCUGGGAGCAGUGUGCCUGAUAAAUCGGGAGGCAGUUCACGGCACUCUGAGAACCUAGUGAGUCAGAAUGAGAGAAAUGAUACGGAGAAAGAACAAGCUGAAAAAUCUGAAAGGUGGUUCAAGAAGGUAGCAGAGCUGCAUAAUGUUACAGAUCUAGCUAGUGCAAUUUCAGAUGAGGACUUCCCUGAGAUCAUGCCAAUGCGUAAAGGAGAGAACCGAUUUGUAGUCAGCAAAAAGAAAGACCGUUCUUUAACUUCUCCAGCUUACAAGAGACGUAUGGCCAUGGAGCAGGGUAACAGUACUGAUUUUGUCCCCUUUGUACCCUUCCCACCGGACUACUUUGUUAAAAAGGACAAACCAGAGUCGGAUGGGGCAGAUUUGGCCAAUAAAGCUGCUGAGGAAACUUCUUCAGUUUCUGCCAUGGCAGAGAAUGAUAGCGUUCAACAGACAGGAAAUCCUCAGAUCAGUUUGGAGAACUGGAAUGCAAAAACUUCUGGAGAGAACUUGAAUGAGAGUAAAACAAGUGCUGUUUACAAGGACCCAACCACUGGAAAUUCAACAGAGACUUAUGUCAAUGCAAAGUCUAAUAGCAAGGACAAUGUGAACAGUUGGUAUCCUGAGAAGGAGAAUACUGGUGAUACACCAAUUUUGACAAGUUCACCUCAACCAUCUGAAAAUCAGAAUGCUAGAGAGAGCUGGACUGGAAAGAGCUUGGAGGGGUCAUUGGUGAAGGAACCAAACCCUCUCGACCUGUCAGAGGAGGCCAAGGCAGAAAGGUGGUUUAGGCGUGUUGCUCAGAUUAAGGAUAUCUCAGAGCUGAGUCAGAUACCUGAUGAGGAUUUUCCAUCAAUAAUGCCGAUGCGGAAGGGUGUGAACAGGUUUGUCGUCAGUAAGAGGAAAACGCCAUUGGAGAGGAGGUUGACAUCUCCUCAGUACAGAAGAAAUCUACCAACAGUGAGCUCUGAUCCCGUGAAGAAGGAAACUGAUGGUAGCUGAAACGCAUGGAAAUUUUGUAUGGUUUUGUUCUUGAAAGUGAGAUAAUUACCUUCCAAAUUUUGUUCCCCAAAAUUAUAUUGGAAAACCUUCUAAACAUUUUAUUACAAUGUGAAUAAUAAUUUUGAUGUUUGCGAUA
Messenger RNA from Quercus robur (English oak), 2891 nucleotides. RefSeq names its product zinc finger protein VAR3, chloroplastic. Gene Ontology annotation, cellular component: cytoplasm. Gene Ontology annotation, molecular function: mRNA binding. The record is from RefSeq and is a predicted model, not a curated record. NCBI's taxonomy places the organism in Eukaryota, Viridiplantae, Streptophyta, Magnoliopsida, Fagales, Fagaceae. The coding region runs from base 161 to 2755 and encodes 864 amino acids. The transcript is spliced from 5 exons.